Molecule: messenger RNA, 3481 nt
Organism: Fopius arisanus
Lineage: Eukaryota; Metazoa; Arthropoda; Insecta; Hymenoptera; Braconidae
Gene: elB
Product: elbow B
Exons: 2
Coding region: 392-1861 (489 amino acids)
Biological process (GO): negative regulation of DNA-templated transcription
Cellular component (GO): nucleus
Source: RefSeq, a predicted model, not a curated record
ACCAAACGGCCAACAGUCGCGACUACAAGCCCGCAACGUUCACGUCGCACCUCGUGUCGCCUUUAGUUUCUUUUUUGUUGGUUCAGUCUCUCGCGAAUAGUGAAGGAGUGAAUAAAUGGUAAUUUUCCGUGAACCGUUGAAUUAAAAUCUGUGAUUACUUGUGAGUAGAUGAUACAUUGCUCUGGAUUACUUGAACGGAUGUGAAGUUAGUCACUGUAGGACCCGGUCGUUGCCGUGAAUGGCUUCGACUGUGAUUGAAAGAAAAGGGGGAUUCACGGAUUACUGAGUGCUCAUUGAAGUUUCAACGGUGAAUUGUGAGCGAUUUGAUAAGUGGUGAAUUGUUGUUUUAUUUAUUUUUUUUUCUUUGGUAAUUAUUGGAUAAUUGAUAAACAUGCUGACAAGUGCGAAUCAGUAUCUCCGUCCGGAAUAUCUGCCGCCUCUGCAAACAACGUUGGAUGCCAAGCAGAGCCCCCUAGCAAUGUUGGCGAAAACGUGCAGUCAAAUUGGUGCAGAUCCACCGACGAAAUCCCUCUUAGCGCCAUUAGAAAAAACAUCUAAAGCAUCAAAGACAUCAGAAUCGAGGGAUAAAGCCUCGCCAACAGUGUCAGUUGAGAUUGGAAAGUCUAGUUUCAAGCCAUACGAGUCUUGUCUGGGACGUGAUAAAGCUUCAAGCCCCGAGGAACAGCAACGAGCGGCCUCUAGCCACUCGGCGUCCGGUAGAUCAAGAACACCAGGGAGUAAGCGCUGCUCUAGCAAUCAGAGUGCUUCGUCGAGGGCGAUGACACCACAAGGACGCAAGACAGCCACACCGAAUGGGAAUGAUCAGACAACGAGGGAAUCACCGGCAUCAAGAACAAGCGGUGGUACAACAACAGCAGCCCCACCAGAACCAGUAUCAACACGAGCAUCGUGUAGUCCUCAGCAGUCCAAGGUAACUUACAGCCCGAGUGUUCUGUCGAUGGAGCCAUCGAUGAAAGAUAUCCAACUGAAUUCCUUCAAGCCGGGCACAGCUAUACCCACAUCAGUUGCAACAUCAGUAGGUUAUCUUGGUUAUCCACCACAGCUGCCAAUCGACGUGAUGGCAAGUUCUCUAGUGUCUCAGCACCAUGCAGCACUGAAGAGCGGUCUGGCUGGUAAUCCUUACCUGAGUUAUGCAAGAAUGAAAACAUCAACUGGUGCUGAAACUCUAGUGCCUGUAUGCAGAGAUCCGUACUGCACUGGUUGCCAAUUGAAUUCUCAUCUCCUAGGGUCAGCAACGGCAAAUGGAAAAAUUCCAAUCUCAUCUGCAUCGACACCUACUACCUCCUGUCCAGCAGGUUGUGCCCAGUGUGAUCAUAAAACAAGUGUUGCCAAUCCUUAUGGUCCAAUGGGAGUUCAUACAACAGCAGCUGCUGCUUAUGCACAUGCACAACUAGCAGCACUAGCAGCUGCAUCGCAAUUGCCUUUUGUAUGCAAUUGGAUUGCUGGUGAUACAGCAUACUGUGGUAAGAGAUUCUCAUCGUCUGAGGAGCUUCUUCAGCAUCUCAGAAGUCACACGAGUGUCACGGCUAAUGAUCCAACCGCUGCUGCACAAGCAUUAUCGUUAUUAUCACCACCAGGAUUACCCCCAACACAUCCGCUUCUAUCGAGAACAUAUCCAACACCACCGUUGAGUCCACUGGCAACGGCUCGCUAUCAUCCUUACGGAAAACCAUCACCACUUUUACCACACUCGUUGUCAUCUUUGGGUCUGGGCUUUCCACCAUCUCAUCCUCAUUCCGCUGCGGCCGCCGCUGCUGCUGCCGGAUUACCACCGUAUUUCUCACCUUAUUCACUUUAUGGAGGUCCUCGUCUUGGUGCUGCUUCUGGUAUGCAUCCUUGAAUGUGAUGAUCAUGGACUUUGCUAAAUGUACCAUAGGAAACUUGCAGGAUAUCUUCAAAUCUCAUUUCGAGGCCCUGGAUUUUUCACACGUCUAUUAUUGCGUAUUCCAAAUGAUCAUUGAAUGCAGUUCAGCUAAUCUGAUCUGAUUUGGAUGCGCCCGUCAUGUCUCACUGCUGAAAAAUCGAACCCAGUGAUCUUACGACCGGAAAGUUGGUUUCAAGAACUCACUUCUGAUUAAUUCAGUAGUAAAGUGUUGAAAUUUUUGUUGAAUAUCGAUUGAUCUGAAAUAAAGUAUUGAUUUUUGGAAGAAAUAUCACAGACAUUUUUUUGUCAGAAACUUAAUCAGCUGCAGAAAAAUCAUUGACGAUUUUCAUUUUAAAUCAAUAAUCUUCGGGAUUAAUCGAUAUGUAAGAAAAAAUUUACGGUUGACUUAUUUAAUGGUUUUACUACUUCCGUACUGAAUUGCUGUGAAUGGUUUAAGCCAUAUUUCCCAGUCCUUUUUGCUAUCUGUCUAUUUAUAUGCAAUCGAGAUUUAUGAAUAGGAGAAAUGAGAAAGUUGAGCUUCAUGCAAGUUGCCUACAAUAAAAAAAAUACCAACUGUUUAACUGUGAUUUCGAAUUCGUGUGGGUGAAUGAAUGGAUGGAGUUUAAUCAGCGACUGAGGGAUAAAACACUGGUACCUCGAUACAUUUUUUUUUGUACAUAGUUAUUGCCGUUGAUGAUAAUUGGGGGUGUAAUUAUCUCGUUCUCGCGUGGAGUGAGUACAAAGCAACUCGAAUCGUUUGAAUUGCUGCGAACGCAAUCCUACGUUUUGCACAGAUUAAUGAAAAAAAAAAAAUUUACUGAAAUUCUUUAAAUGGAACAAACGAUGAAUUUUAAAUUAAUCUCAUGUAAUCGGUCUAUGUACACUCACACACAUAAUUAUUAAAUUAUAAUCAUAUCUCAAUUCAACUAAUUAUCAUUGUAAUUACUGUAAAUUUGUUUAUAGUCGCUCAUUGGCAGAUGCAGUGGUGGUGACGAGUGCUAAUGAAUAUAUGAAUAUAUUAUAUAUAUCAGCGUCUAUUUUUGCGUAACCAAAGUUUUUAGUAACGAGAUCGUUGAAUUAUAGUGCGACAAGAAAAUAUUCAAUAACUGGGUACAUGAUGACUCUGCGCUGGAGUGAAAAAAAAAAAUUAUUGUCGAGAUGACAUGUAAAUGGGUAAUAAUCGAUCAGUGGAUAUAAAUGAUUCAUAAAGAGAAGAAUUAAUAUGUACAUAUAGAUUUAUUAUUCUUAAUAAUAAAUGUUGGCCCGAGGACAUUGUAAAUGCCCUGUGACGAAGGAAAUGAAAAGUACUUUUGCUCACCAAUGCCCAGACGUUACUCACACGAUUUACUAUGAUAUAUAUCUAUGUAAAUCUACGUCUAUCAAGUGUACCAGUAACUGAAAACAAAAAAAAAAACAAUUCAAGAUGUUCUAAUUAAGAAUUAACGGAGUGGGAGAAAAUUAUGAAAAAUGAAAAAACAAUGCGAUAAACACGUGUACUUCUUCACAGCAUUCUGAAUAAUUGUUUUAAUAUUGUUAAUAUGUUAAUUUUAAAUUGUUUGAAUCUCAAUCUGAAAUACAAAAUCAUUUCUUACAUCA